Molecule: messenger RNA, 3834 nt
Organism: Peromyscus eremicus (cactus mouse)
Lineage: Eukaryota; Metazoa; Chordata; Mammalia; Rodentia; Cricetidae
Product: sperm motility kinase Z-like
Exons: 2
Coding region: 365-1849 (494 amino acids)
Biological process (GO): intracellular signal transduction; microtubule cytoskeleton organization; protein phosphorylation
Cellular component (GO): cytoplasm
Molecular function (GO): tau-protein kinase activity; ATP binding; protein serine/threonine kinase activity
Source: RefSeq, a predicted model, not a curated record
CAUGUGGCAUUUAUGCCUGUUUGGCUUGUGGUUGGUAUUGAUUUUCAAAUACUUCUUGUUUGGUUUGCUUUCUACUUUUGCCUGUCUGCCUCUGUUUCCUUCGUGAGUUUUCGUGUGCUUCUGUUUCUGUUUUGAUUUCUUGAGGUGUCCUGGCUUCCUUUGGAUUUCAUUGAUGGAUAUCUUAAGUAGCUGAUCUUUGGUUUGGGCUGCUGGUUUUAAAAUUUUGUUUUAUUUCAUAUAAUUUUUCUCACUCAUUUUUGUUCUAUUCACUUCUUUCCCUAUUCCCCAAUUCCUGUUUCAGUCGUUUGAAUAGCAUCCAGAACAUUCCUGAGCUGUGACUUCAUUGGAUGCAUCACUACCAACCAUGUCCAGUGAUAUGGAGGAGGAGUCCUCAGAGCCCAGCACCGUGCCCAGCGUCUUUGGUGAAGAGGUGUUCACCAGGCAGUACACCAUCCUGAAGGCCUUAGGCCAGGGUGGCAGUGCAAAGGUCAUGCUGGCCCUGCAUCGUCUCACAGGCGCCACAGUCGCUGUGAAAGCUCUGGUGAAGCAGGAGAAGUGGUGUGAGCCGCCAGUGUCUGAAGUCGACAUCAUGAGGAUGCUCAGACAUCCUAACAUUGUUUCCCUCCUGCAGGUGAUAGAAACAGAAUGGAACAUUUAUUUAAUUAUGGAAGUGGCUGAGGGAGAACAGCUAUUUAAUCGCAUCCGGAAGUCUGGAUGCCUGAAGGAAGAUGAGGCUAGAAGCAUAUUAGUUCAGCUGUUGAGCGCCAUAGGCUAUUGCCAUGAUGAAGGCAUCGCUCAUAGAGACCUAAAGCCUGACAAUAUCAUAGUGGAUGAGCACGGAAAGGUGAAAAUUAUUGACUUUGGCCUAGGUGUCAGAUUCAGGCCUGGGCAAAAGCUGGAAAAGCCAUGUGGCACCUUCCAGUUCAUUCCUCCUGAAGUCUUCCUGGGCUUCCCUUAUGAUGGCCCCAAAGCAGAUGUCUGGACCUUGGGGGUCCUCUUAUAUUAUAUGGUGACAGGGAUUGUCCCAUUUGCAGGGGCCACCUUGUUAGAACUCAGGGAACAAGUUCUGCAUGGGAGGUAUGACAUCCCCUAUCAGCUUUCCAAAGACUUAAGGAGCAUGAUCAGCCUAUUACUAACAGUGAAUUCAAGGCAGAGGCCAACUGUGCGGGACCUCAUGCGUCACCCAUGGCUUCAGAAAGGGGGAAAGACAUUUACAAUUCAUUGCAAUGGAGACACCAGCUGCCCAGACCUUGAAAUUAUGGCAGCCAUGCAAAACAUUGGGUUUGACGCCCAGGAUAUAAGACAAUCUUUAAAACACAGAAAGUUCAAUGAAACCAUGGCUGUAUACCACCUACUGAGGUAUCAGGCAUGCCAGGACCAUGACAGUAAUGUCCACACAAAGGUAAUGAACCCAGGGGCAACACCUUUCCCUUCUGUUGAAGACCCUGACAUGUUUUCCCUGCCCCUCAGGAGAAGGGCCAGUGAACCUUCUCUUCGGACAUUAGUCUCACCCACAGAAAACCCUGAUCAGAGUCAAAGGAAGGAGAUGGAUGACCCUGACCUGCCCGAGAAGACACCCAAUCUGGGCAGAAGUCACAAGCGCUCUAUGACUGCGCCGUGUAUUUACUUACCAAGAAACAUUGUGAUUGAUGUGGAAGACACCAGCUUCUCCAGUAGCUCCCAGUCAGAAAAGGCCUCAAGUGGCCCAGAACAGAGCAGAACCUCAAGCUCCCUGCAGCCCAGGGGCUGGGCAGGAUGGAAGAAGAGGAUUCGGACAUGCAUCCUCAGACUAUUCUGCUGCAUGUCACCCCACAAAAGGUGUCCAAGGAAGGUGUACCCCCCAAAGUGAGGGGACACUGAGAUGACAAGAAGUGUGAGGCAUGGUCCAGGUAGGUUUCUAUAUUUGCAUUUAUCUAUGCUUUUACUCAUGGCCUGUGUAGAGACAAUUAUUUUUAGGUUCUUGGUGUGCAAUGAGUUGGGAGGGUCUAUCUAGAUAAUGUGUGAUGUGGGGUCCCCUAACAUCAAAAACAACUAAAAUUCUUUCUUACUCCAAGAGGGAAGAACCAGGACUCAGUCACAAUCAAAUCAAAACCAAUGUCCCGUGUAAAUCAGAUGCUGUGGCUCAGUAUCCCAAGCCCAUGACUCGGGCUCCUCUGGACUCCACUCCUCCUCUGUGUUCCUGUGAUGUGGUGUCUGCAGCACACACGUCCUGUCUUGUCAGGUCAGCCUGAUUAAAGCCACACCUGUCAGUAUUCCUGGUGGUCAUCCCACAGUCCUGUCUUCUCCACCAUGCUGGGGUCUGCUCUGCAAGGAGGCUACAUCUUCAACAAUGGCAUCUCCCGGCCUCUCGCAGUGCCAAGCCUCAGCUGUUCUCCACAGCCCUUUGACCCUUCAGCUUUCAUGCAUCCAACACCAGGACCACAUGGGAAAUUCUGACACAUUAUCCAUCCUGGCUGCCAGCAUGAGAUGCAGCUCUUCCCAGCCCUGGACCACAGCUUCUAUGUGAUGACCCUGAGGAAAUACUUUUCACGAGAUCUUGGCUCCAUAAUGCCUGUGUCUUCUUAGUCAUCGCUGAUGUCUCAGCCAAAGCUAAGUUGCAUCAAUUGUCCCAACUAAGCAAGGUUUCUCCUUAAUGGUUCUGAUCUCUUGUUAAUCAAAGCAGAAUCUUCAGUCUUGCUGACGAGAAACCAUAGGUUAUUAAUUCAAAAUAUAGACUAAAUGGCUCUGAUAGCAUCUGCUUUCUCUCUCAAACAUUACCAUCCAGGCCUCCAUUCUAUGCAUUUUUCUCAUCCUUCUCUGCCACCCCCCCCCCAAGACAGCCCAUUAAGCUUUGAGAACAGAGGCUCAGUGCAGGGUUCCAAACACUUCCACAAUCCUCCCCAUACCAGCAUGGUCAGCUCUAUCACAGCAAAGACCCCACAAUCAUGGUGCAAUUUUCUGUCUUAGUUUGCUUUCUGUCGCUGUGAUGAAACACUGACCAAAAGUAAUGUUGUCGAGUGCAGGAUUUAUUUGUCUUUUAUGUCCCAAUCACAGUCCGUCAUUACGGAAACCCAAGGUUGGAACACACAUAGAGAAGAAACCUAUGGGCAGGAAUUGAAGCAGAGACUGUGGAAGAAUGUGCUCUCCUGGCUCAAUCCCCAUGAUCAUGUUCUGCUUCCUGCUUUAUACCCCCAGGACAACCCGUCCACAGUGGCUGUGCCCUCUAAAUCCAUCAUUAAUCAACAAAAUGCGCCCCCAGACUUGCCUACAGGCUCUCUGAUGGAGGAGUUUCCUCAACAGAGUUUUCCUCUUUCUAGAUGACCCUAGCUUGUGUCAUCCUAAAAGAGACCUAACUAGCACAGAUCUCCACUGUAGUCUCCUAAACUUCAAAACCAAGCAUAUUUGUUUCAAAGUUUCUUACUGUACUUAGUAAUUGGGUAUGUGCUGGUCCCUCAACUCAUAAACAAGGGGAAAAAUAAGAGCAAAACAAUCCAAGAGUAAAAUUACUGUCUCUGAGAACAACUAGAAGGUCCAUUUCUGUUUUCAAGAGAUUUGACUGUUGUUUGUCCCAUGAUGUAAAAAUGGGAAUGAGAAGCCAGAAUUUUCACCCAGGAAGCUCAUUCAAGUGAAAGCUGAAUUAGAUUCCUUUCAGAAAUUAUGGAAGUCCAGCCUCUUUAGUUUCCUUCCCAGGGGCCCAGGAGAGACGUUACUAACGGUGAGAAUAUUCUGAGGGAAAAGAAUCUAAGUACACAGAGCUCUUUCAUCCAGCCACUUUAUUCCUCUGAGAUUAAAUUCUAUCUACACCGCUUCAAUUCUGUCCCUUCUCUUCCUGUCCUCUCAUAACUCCAACUUUUC